Synchiropus splendidus (mandarinfish) is the source of this 7593-nucleotide messenger RNA. RefSeq names its product leucine-rich repeat LGI family, member 2a (gene lgi2a). Gene Ontology annotation, biological process: inhibitory synapse assembly. Gene Ontology annotation, molecular function: protein binding. NCBI's taxonomy places the organism in Eukaryota, Metazoa, Chordata, Actinopteri, Syngnathiformes, Callionymidae. The transcript is spliced from 8 exons. The coding region runs from base 1599 to 3215 and encodes 538 amino acids. The record is from RefSeq and is a predicted model, not a curated record.
CAUGUUUAACGAAUCCUACUUUAAUCUUCACUUCUGACAAUAACAUUACCCUCGGUUUUGUUUCCUGUUCCUGUGUUGUAUGUCUGUUGGGCCCUUCUCCAUCGCCACAGCCAAACUACAUGAUGACCAAAUCAUUUUUGCACCAAUGCCGAGGUAACUCAGCAGUCAUCAUUCAUUAUCAUCAUGCCAGAGGCAAGAAUUCACAGUAAACAGACUGAGAAGAGACCCGAGGAUGACUCAUAGGUUCAAAAGCAGAAAUGUUUGUAUUGCAUGAAAUAGUUUCUUCCAGACUUCUUUGUAUUUAUCAUGGGUCUAGGGCACAGGUGUCAAACCGAUCCUCAAAGGGCCACAGUGGGUGCAGGCUUUUGUUCCAACCAAGCAAGAGGACACCUACUCACCAACCAGGUGUCUGAAGACUGAUCAGUUGAUUGUCAGUCUGGUUCACCUGUUGGUGCUUUCAGGGCUGGAACAAAAAUCCACACCCACUGCAGCCCUUUUGUGGGUCAGUUAGACACCCCUGGUCUAGGGUGUGUUAUCAUAUGUGACAGACAAGACUUUCGUUACACGUAAUUCAGUAUGGCGUCAUGCCAUCAGAAAAAUUUCUUUUUAAAGAUGAACUCUUACGUGAUCAGACAUAUUUAAACUAAGUGGAAUCAUCUGAACUGACGGACAACAAAGCGUCUUGGAGGAGCACAGUGUUGUCUAUAUUGCCAUCUGCGAUUACGUUUUUCGCUGUUUCACCAUGGUCCUUCCUCAUAAACAAACUUUACACACUGUGCAUUGUCACGGCCUCACACAUUCGAGUCUCAUCCGGAACAGGUGUGAUCCGAACAAGAGAAAACCUCUCUUUGUCAAAAGAAGGCAGAAAAGCCCACACUUGGGCUGGAUCCCCUGGCUCAUCCAUUGUGGCCACCAGGGCUGCUUUCCACUUUUCCCCUGCUCAGGUUGAUGAUGCCGUUUGUGCAGUUCUAUGAAUAUGUGCAUAGCACUCUCACUGGCUGCCCACAGGCCUGUCCUCUGUGAUGCUGUAUUAACCAAUAGCGAAGGCAGUUAGAGGGGUAUGCACGUAUUCAUAAAACUGUGGUUACAUAAGGCAAACGGUUAGCUAUCAAUGAUUUUCCACUGUCAUACAGGCUCAAUGUGAACACACACAAACCCUCCCAUCGCGGAAUACAUUGUGUCCCGGUAUUUGACACAGGCUAGUGCAAUUUAAAAAAAAACAAAAAAAAAACAACAACACUCAUUAAAUAUUGAGUGGUGCAUGUCACUGGCAUUUCCACUAGGCUGUGCUCCAGUACUGUGUCAUUGCUAUCAUAUCGGGUGAAUGGCAAUGACUCAUGUCAAUAAGUCAAAUCUGCAUUUGUCUUUUUAAAAUGCGUGGAAUGGAAUUAUUCCGGCACCCUUUCUAAAAUUGAAGCAUGAAUAAAAUAUUAACAUAGAGGCAGUACGCAUGCGCUUAGCAGUCAGCCGGGAAUCAGAAGCAGAGCUGCCGAGGAUCUGCUGAUGUCAGCCAGUGCAGCAUUUCGUGGUGCAGGGUGUGUAAAUAUCCCUGCUCAGCUCAAUUCACAACUUCUCAUGCGGACAAGACUGGAACCAUAAUGCCGAAAAUGAGGCCGUGGAUGCUGGUGGUAUUCUGUGUGAGUUGUCUGACCACAUCGGCAUUGAUGAAGAGGACUUUCAGGUGCCCUUCAACAUGCAGCUGCUCGAAAGAAUCCAUAAUUUGCGUGGGAUCAUCCAGCAUCCCCAGGUUUGGCUCCACCGACAUCAGCUCUCUGAGUUUCGUCAAUGGGACUUUCUCUGAGGUCAAAGAGGCUAUGUUCUCUCACAUCUCUUCUCUCCAGCUACUGCUGCUCAAUUCCAACUCUUUCACUACUAUAAGAGAUGGUGCAUUUUCAGGCCUUCCACACCUGGAAUAUCUGUUCAUAGAAAAUAACAAGCUGGAAACAAUUUCUAAAAAUGCCUUCAGAGGACUGAGAGGCCUAACUCAUUUAUCUCUCGCCAACAAUCAGUUAAAGUUCUUGCCCAGGGACCUUUUUUUGGAUCUGGACUCGCUCAUUGAGCUGGACUUGCAUGGCAACACUUUUGAGUGUGACUGCCGCAUCAAGUGGUUGAUGAUAUGGCUUAAGAACACCAAUGCUAGUGUGUCAGAUGUGGUGUGUGCCGGACCAGAGGUGUUGAAAGAUAAACGUCUUAAUGAUAUGAACAGCCUGCACACUGACUGCAUUGCCACAGAUUUCAUCCUCCACCAGUCAGUGGUCUCAGAAUCGCUCACCGUCGACACAUUCAGCUUCCAAAAUGAUGUAUACGUGACUCUAGCUGCACCUACCACUGAGAGUUGCAUGGUACUGCAGUGGGACCACAUCGAGAUGAACUUCAGGACUUAUGACAACAUAACAGGCCAGUCCAUUGUGGGGUGUAAGUCUGUCAUCAUUCAGGAGCAGGUGUUUAUCAUCAUGGCUCAGCUCUUUGGUGGCUCUCGAAUUUAUAAGUUUGAUGAAGACCAGAGCAGCUUCACCAAGUUCCAGGACAUUGAGGUCUCCAAAAUUUCCAAGCCCAAUGACAUUGAGGCCUUCCAGAUUGACAAAGAAUGGUACUUUGUCAUUGCUGACAGCUCCAAAGCAGGACUAUCUACAGUGUACAAAUGGAACAAUGAGGGGUUUUAUUCCCACCAGUCUCUUCAUGAGUGGUACCGCGACACGGACGCAGAGUACUUGCACAUAGAUGGGAAAACACAUAUAAUUUUGGCCAGCCGUUCGCAAGUGCCAGUGAUCUACCAGUGGAGCCGUGGUAUUCAGAAGUUUGUCCUGCAAGGAGAAAUCCCAAACAUGGAGGAUGUAGUUGCAGUGAAGCACUUUGUUAUCAAGGAGAAGCUCUACCUGGCUAUGACACGUUACAUUGGUGAUUCCAAAGUGCUAUGCUGGGAGGCAAAACAGUUUGUAGAAAUCCAGUCUCUUCCUUCACGAGGUUCCAUGAUCCUGCAACCGUUCACUUUUAAAGAACGGCAUUAUUUAGCCCUAGGAAGUGAUUACACCUUUUCACAGAUCUGCCUAUGGGAUGAUGACAAGAAAGUAUUUGACCGCUUCAAGGAGGUUUACAUUCAAGCACCGCGCUCUUUCAUCCUGGUCUCCACGAGUCGAAGGGACUUCAUUUUUGCAUCUAGCUUUAAGGGAAACACACAGAUAUUUGAGCAUAUCAUCAUUGACUUGAGUUUAUGAUUAUCAUUAACGACACAGAAAAAAUGAUGUAAAUCCAAGCAAGAUGCUGUUUGGGAAUGGCGUUUCUUCAUAACCAUUUAUUCAACUCGUGCCUCUAUCAUGUGAUACAAAAUUGACCUUCAUUAUAUCCUGCACUAAAAACAAGUAUACAAAUCAAGAAGAGCUCAUCUGUGUGAUGUGAAACAAUUCAGUCACUUGAAAUCAAUUCAGUAGCUUUUAAGCCAAAAAUUCAAACCUGUAUAAAAGUGACAAAAUGACUUGGUUGUUAGACGAGAUUGUGUCAAGUGUCUUAGAUUCCUGUAAGGGAAACAUGUAUAAUUUUAUUCUGGAUACAAAUAAGUCAACAAUUAAAUGUGUUUGGAUUCUAUUUUGAAAAAACUAAAUAGUGUAGGUAACAAGAGAUUGAAUUAGCAGAUGGUUAAUCUCAAUACUCAUAUAAAAUCAAGUUCAACCAGGUAGAAUGUUAAUUAAAACUGAAGAAAUGUUGUUAGCAAGUUACAUUGCAUCACUCUGUUCUUCAGUUUUUGUUUUCAGUUAUCAAAAUAAAUUGCAACAUUUCUGUAUAUUAACUGAACGGUGGUUGAACCUGCAACUUCUCUUAUAAUUCUCUAUUCAUUCAUGUUUUUGAGAAUCUACAAUGCAAAUAGUUGUGGAAAUGAAAAAAAAAAUGUAUUGAAUGAGAGGUGUGGCCAAGCUUUUGGCCUCUAUAGGGGUGUGACAGAAUAGAAUAGAAAACAAGGUGCACAAUAGUACUCCCAAAAUAACAGAAGAAAAAGAUAAUGAAGAUUUGAUCUAAAACAAAUUUACCGCAAAAAGUCUGACCAAUGUGACUUAGUCGUGCUUUGCUGUGCGAAAAAAAAAGAAUGAAAACAGAUUUAAUCAUUUCUUUCAAAUGCUAUGAAAACUUAAUGAUCAAUGCAUAUCUGUACAUAAAUCUUGCAUCCAUUUUCACACAUAUUUAAGACCUAUUAUUUAGGACUCAUUUUAGGGGCUGUACUUAAUAGUCCACUAAAAUAAAUUUGGUUUGACUGGAUAGCAAUGGCAGUACCUUAAUUGCAUUUACUUUGAACCACACAACAAAUUGCAAUAGAAAAAAACUAUCUACACCCAGGUGACAGAUGAGACCUUGAUAAUAAUGAUGUUAGUUUUGGUAGAUCUUUAUAAAAUGUUCAUAAAUUGAAGUUCAAAGUUUAAACAAACCCUCAUUUUUUAAGUUCUAAAAACUUUUCUCGUAUUUAAUGUGAAUAACCCAUUUUAAUGAUUAUUAGUCAUCAGUUUGGACAGACAAUUGAUACAUUUGCAUACAAUUUGGCUUCAAUCAAGUCCGCGAGUCCAACAGAAUUAUUUAGAUGGUGAAAGAAAUUACAUGGAAAAUACUCACAGGAAAUCUGAUUCAAGUACAUUGUUCCAGUUACUUAUUCCGCUUAGCUUCUUUGCUACUGUAGCCAUCGGCCGUGCUCUGGGCUUCAGGGCUCCAGCACAGUGGAGGGGUGCAUUGUUAAAAAAGAAAAAUCUGACACAACCGUCUACAAAAAUGGUGGUAGGAGAGACUACGUGAAAGUCUGAAAGAAAAAAAACGUCUAUCGUAAUUAUUCAGAAAAAGCUAAUCACAGCACUGGGUCUUCGCCACAGAGCUGAAAGUAAAUUGAUCAGAACCAUAUAUAUAAAACAUCAUUCUCUCUCAAUAUCGGUUUGUUGUCACCCUUAGCUCAACUGACUGAGGACUGAGCUGUAGCCCUGAAACUGAGAGAAAAGGUUGAAAGUUCAUCUUUGGUUACAACGAGACUCAUGUAUUGUUCUUGACUGUUGACUGUCUGCAGAGGCUACUUUUACCUUGAGGUGUUUGGUGGGAUUUACAGUGGCUCCACCGAGUUCGACCUUUUCUCACUGCAAAUGUUUGGAAAAAGAAUUUGUUUCAUAAAUUGUUUUAUGCCGCAUUUAGCUCCCAAACAACAAGCAUAAAACUGUACAGGUACAGCAGUUGAUGUUUACAAGAGAAUGCUUUUGGUGCUCUCUUCUUGUUCAUAAUCAAAACUAGUGACUUAAUGAUUUGGAAAAAAUGUUGGCCCACUGGUGAACUGACAGUAGCCAAAAUAGAAAUCCAAGCAAUACAUUUCCAUACAUCUUGCUAAAAAUGAUGAUUUUUACUUCAUUUUAUCUUUUUGGGUUUUAAUUAAUGUUUUUUUUUUGUUUGUUUUUCAAUGAUGAUGAUUUUUAUAUGUAUUUUGAAUGAAUAACUGUAUUUAUUUCAAUGCCAAAAUUUAUAUGAAAUGUGUUAUGUGUUUUGUGUUUUGCACAUUGUGUUUUUGACAUUUACAAGAUACUGAAAGCAUGAGAAAAAUAAACAGUGCUUAUACUCAUGACAUGCAGGACACUGCUAUAUUAAAUGCGGGAUGAAAUAUGGAAAUUUUAAGCAUGUGAAUGUACACUAAAAUAAACAUCUAAACUUACAGAAAAGCUUACUGUAAUUGCUUUUGUGAUGUCUUCCUAUCUUAGUUAGGACUCUCAUUGACAUACAUUAACAAAAGGCUUCUCCCAGCCUCUCACCCUAAACCUAACCAUCUAAAACAAAUGGCAAAACUUAACCUUUACUCUGAGCCAAACGAAAACCCAAUUAUUUUAACGAAGCUAUUUUAUAGUUUUAACCCGCAAAAUGAGGUUUGACAAAGUGAGGACCGGCCAAAAUGUCAUUUUGCAAAAAUGUCCUCACUCUGUUGAUUAAAAGCAGGUUCUCACAAAGAUAGAAGUACAAGAACACACACACACACACACACACAUUUUUUAAAGAAAUACACAAAAUGCCCAUUUUUGGAUGUUAUUUUUAACAACUCAAUGGGAAAUUGUGUUAUAAAUAAAGUUCAUUAAUUAUAUAGGCAUGUGCUCUGUUGUUUGCAUCAAUUUCAGAAAUAUGGCUUUGAUAAGGCACUGGAACUUCAGAACCUCAUCCAGGAAAUUCAUUUGUUCCAUUGUACUCCUCGCUGCUUCUGCUCUGUCUCGCUCGCUCUCUCUCUCUUUCUCUCUCUCUCAGAGUGCAUGCUGGGAGCUAGGUGCGUGAGUGGGUGUCAUGAGCGAGUGGAUUUUUCAUGCUUUAUUUCAUUUAGUGGUAAUUAAUAAAUAGUAACUUCACAGGUGUAGUGUUUCUAGAUCACAUUAGUAGCUAGCUUUGGUGUCUUUCUGUGGGCUGUUUGGUGGGUUGCAGCUUUGAACUCCAGUUGUUGGCGUCUUGCCGGCUGCGUGUCUCACGCCAUGGCUAGCGCAGAGUUCAAAUCUUUAACCCCCAAACAUGGGAUUAAAGUCACUGCCACUUUUCCCUGCAGCGUGGAGGACAUUAGUCUGGCUGUGGGGGAUCAUCACUGAUGAAUUUCUGACCAGGGAGCUGUCCAGACAUGGGAAAGUGGUGUCACCAGUCUGAUCCUGUCUGGAUGUAAGUCUCCACUGCUGAGGGUCGUAGUAUCUCACCGCAGACUGCUAUACAUGAUACUCAAUAACCCGGGAAGAGGAGCUGAACCUUCGAUUUCUGGUGAGAGUAGAUGAUUACUGUAACAUCCGGGUCACUUGGUCCACUGUAAGUGCAUAAUGUCACGCGAGAACGGGAGUUGGAUGUGAUCUAUGAUGGAGUAAUAAACAGCAAUCAAAGAAGCCGGUGUCAUCAGUGCUUGGAGUUAAAUCAUAUCACCAAAGGAAAAGUACUUCAUGGUGUCAGAGUAAGGAUAAAGAUCCUCACGCCAGACCGAGAUGGAGACGUUUGGAGUUCCAGCGCCCUGGAUGGAUUGGGAUUCACCGAACUUGCCAGAGGCAUGGCGCCGCUUUCAACAACAUGCAGGGUUGAUGUUCUCAGGACCGCUACGGGAGAAAGAGGAAGUAGAUAAGUGCAGCUACCUACUAUUAUGGGUUGGAGAAAAAGGCAGGGAUGUGUUUAACACAUGGACACUAUUUUUCGAGGACGCCAAGAAGUUGAAGACAUACGAGUGACACAAAAUAUGUCACUCCCAAGUCCAACCCCAUUUAUGCUAGAUAUUGCUUCCAUGAAAAGAGAUAAAGAAACUUUAUAACCGAACUAAAGCUGCUUGUUAAGGACUGUGGUUACCCAAAUAGUGACGAAAUGGUGAGAGCAUCGUCAUAGCAACCAACUAUCCGCGUGUGUGCGAGAAUCUUCUCAGCCAUGGUGCGGACCUCACAUCGGCAUAGGUCAAGGUCCUAUGAAUUAGCACAAGCACAGAUGAAGAAGAUGGUUGGAAACAGGGACCAUGGAAGUGAAGCCGUACACGCUAUUAAGAAGAGAUCUGACGCCAUUCCAGAGUACAUAUUUCAACGUUUAUUCAAAAAUAUGAAACUGAAACUGGCUACACAAAGACUCACAACGUGAGCAACUGAAAGU